This is a messenger RNA of Hippocampus zosterae (dwarf seahorse), 5727 nucleotides long. RefSeq names its product kinesin-like protein KIF20B. Lineage: Eukaryota; Metazoa; Chordata; Actinopteri; Syngnathiformes; Syngnathidae. Gene Ontology annotation, molecular function: microtubule motor activity; ATP binding; microtubule binding. The record is from RefSeq and is a predicted model, not a curated record. Gene Ontology annotation, biological process: mitotic spindle organization; microtubule-based movement.
CGCCAUUCCGUUUACUUGACUGCUGUUGUCAUUUUCUGAUGGGUGCGAGCGUUCUUGUGUGACGUUUACCUAAUUUUGCGGACUUUUCUUCCACAAUUCUCUUUGGAUAUAUCUUUAUACUCUAUAAUGUGUCAAGGUGAUGUAUCAGCAUGAUGGAGUCUUGUCAGCUUGACCGGGAAAACCUCAACAGUUUAUGGGCAGAAAGCAGCAGCAGCAAUAGCAGCCUCCUCAGCGACUCACAGCUGACUCAGCCCAGCAUCUCGGAAGACAGAGAGCACGUGAAGGUCUACCUCCGCGUCCGACCCUUCACGGCGACCGAGGCCCAAAAUGGAGAGUCGCAGGACUGCGUGUCCGUGGAGCCUCCGGACACAGUCCUGCUGAGGCCUCCCAGCGCGCCGCCGACGGCUCGCCUCAGCUCUGACAAAUGGGACAAAUCCUUCCUGCACACCGGUCAGCGCUUCCGCUUCUCUCAGGUGUAUGGUCCAGACGCCACCCAGAGGGAGUUGUUCCAAGGGACGGUGAAGGAUCUGGUCCAAGAUGUUCUCCACGGAGGGAAUUCCCUGCUUUUCACUUACGGGGUCACUAACGCUGGGAAAACCUUCACGUUUUUGGGUCCGGAUGGCGACGCCGGCAUCCUGCCCAGGUCUUUGGACGCCAUCUUCAGCAGCAUGGAGGGGAAGGUCUCGACCGGGCCCAGCGUCAAACCUCAACGCUGCCGUGAGUUCGUCAGUCUGAGCGAGGAGCAGCGGGCCGAGGAAGCUGCCUUCAAGGACAACCUGCUGCAACACUUCAAAGAGAACGACAAGGCCUGCAGCAGCGUGGGGAGCUCCAGCGGCCCCAUGCGCCUCCAAGGCUCGUCGCUGCUCCGGCAGACGGCGGAAGACCACCCGAGUCUCCAAGUGGAAGCUGACAGCAAGUUCUCCGUUUGGGUCUCCUUCUGCGAGAUCUACAAGGAGAACAUCCACGACCUCCUGGCCGCCCCCGGCGGGGCAGCCAGGAGGACUCCCCUGCGCUUGUCUCAGGACGUUAAAGGAAACGCCUUCGUCAAAGACCUGCGCUGGGUGCAGGUGGAUAGCGCCCACGAGGCCUACCAAGUCAUGAAACUUGGCAAGAAGAACCAAAGCUUCUCCUCCACUGGGAUCAACCAGCUUUCCAGCAGGAGUCACAGCAUCUUCUCCAUCCGCAUUCUGAGGAUGAAGGACGACCAAUGUGCCCGAGUGGUCGCUGUCAGCGAGCUGUGCCUUUGCGACCUGGCCGGCUCGGAGCGCUGCGCCAAGACUCAGAACCGGGGAGAGCGGCUCAAGGAGGCCGGAAACAUCAACGCGUCGCUGCUCAUCCUGGGGAAGUGCAUCAACGCCCUCAGGCACAACCAACACGCUAAGCUGCCACAGCACGUCCCUUUUCGCGAGAGCAAGUUGACGCACUACCUGCAGGCCUUCUUCUGCGGCCGAGGCAAAGUGUGCAUGAUGGUCAACGUCAACCAGUGCGCGUCCACGUACGACGAGACGCUCCAAGUCCUGAAGUUCUCCGCCCUGGCGCAGAAGGUGGUGCUUCUACCCAGCAGGGCCGCUCCCUUCCCACCCCGCAAGCCGCACCCCAACAAAGGCGCCAGGAAAACGCUGCGAGGCUCUCUGAUUGGCUUGCAGAGCAGCCUGGAGGAUGUGCAGGUGAGACAGGAAGGGCGUGGCCAGCGCCGUCCCGUCCUCGUCCUCAUUUGGGGCUCCUUUCUAACACGUGAGCUUUAUCAUCGCCAGGAGGAUGAUGAUGACGAAGAAAAGACUACAGCGGAGGACAUGGUCUAUGAAAGUGAGGAGGAAGACCAUGAAGAAAUCGAGGACCAAGUCAUCAUCAGUCAAAUGACACACCAGCAGCAGGCGGCGCUGUUGAGACGUCUUCAAAUGGCGCUGAAGCGGGAGCGAGCAGAGAGCAUGCUGGUGGAAACUCGUGUCAGAGAGGACGUCAGCAGAGAGUUCAGCCAGAUCUUCGCAGACAUGCAGAACGACUUCACGGAGCGGCUGGCCAGGGAGACGCAACUCCUGGAGGAGCGAGCGGAGAAACGUCUGGAGAUAUUCAAGAUGAUGACCAACAAGAUGGCUGCCUGCAGAGAGGCUGAGGACCACGAGGCGUCAAUGUCAGCGUCCUCCUCGUCUCCGCUGGAAGACAGACCGACGUCGGACGGACCUACACUCCAGAGCAACGCGAUGAAGCCAGGUGAGAGCAGUGCGGCAGAGGAGGAUAAGACGAGGCUUGCGGCCGAGCUUCGGGAGAAAUGUCGGGCUCUGCUUCAGCUGGAGAAGCGAGUGGCUGAGCUGCAGGCGGAGGUCGAGCGCACCUUGGAGGAGAACGCCUCCCUCUGCCGGGAGAAGAAGGAACUGCAUGAGGUGCUGGGUGGCCUUCGUGAAGAGCGAGCCACCCAGGAGGACACCAUCGUCGCUCUGGAGAAGAAGCUCCUAAACACGGAAGAAGCACUCCAGGAGGUCACCAAAUCCAGGGAGGAGGCCAAGACCGCUCUGCAGGACCUGCUGCGCCGCCAGACGAAAGCACUGGCGGCCCUGGACGAGGCCAAGGAACCCCGAGAGGAAGUCUGGACGCCCCGGGAGGGCGCCUGCUCAGCCCUUGAUGCUGCCAAAAGAAGCAAAGACGCGACGCCGGAGCGGCAGAGGACCAGGAGAGAGGAAGUUGGCAGGCUGCUCGACGAGGUUCCGAGGCUCACUGCUGCACUGAAGGCUUCCCAACAGCAGGUCGCCAGUGAGAUGUUGCGAGCAGAACAAGCGUCCACUCAAUUGCACGCUGCCCAGGAGCACAUCGCCGCCCUCGGCCAAGAGCUUCGCGCCGCCCUCGGCCAGCGGCCCGGCAAAGCUACGGCCCGAGAAAGCACGGCGAGCGAGAUCCGGACAUCGGAUCCGCUGCCCGUCAAAGAAGAUCUGGCCCACGAGAAGCUCUCGUCUGAACUGCUGCGAGAGAGCGUCGGCCUCCGCCACGCGGCGGAGGAGUUCCGAGAGCAGCGCCGGAUGGUCCGAGAUCUCCGAGAGCAGCUUCGCGAAGGCCAGGAAGCAUCCGACAAGCAGCUGGAGGAAGUCGGCCGUGAACUGCGCGAACGGGAAGCGUCGUGUCGGUGCCUCCGGCAGGAGCUCGGCGAGCGAGAGCUCACGACAGAGCGGCUGAAGAGGGAAUUGCAAGAAGCAAGCGCCGGAAGAUGUGCGGCCGAAGAGGACCUCGGCAGGGCAAACGUGGCGCUUGCGGCUCAAGUGGCGUCCUCGAAGGCAGAGGAAGAGAAGACGGCGACGCUGCUGAAAGAUGAGGAGGUCCAGACGGAGCAACUUCACGUGCCGGCAGCUCCGAUCAAAGCGUCCCAGCCACAGGCGGAUGGGCCGAAUGCCGACGAGCUGGAGAGCAAAUUGCGGGAGCGAGAGGCACAGAUGGCGGCUCUGCAGAAGAAGCUGCAGGAGGCGCAGGCGCGUCGCGACGAAGACGACGUCCAGGCGCUCCACGAGUGUCGGCAGAGGGAGGCCGAGCGGCGCCGGGAGUUGCUGGCCGCGGCGCACGAGGCCAUCCAGCAGAAGGACGCCGAGCUGGAGAAGAGAGCCCUCGAGAUCGCCAAACUGAAGGAACUUGCCAAGCAGGACUCGGACAAAGUCCAGAGCCUGAGUGCGAAUCUGCAGAGGAACGAAGAGGACUCUUCCGACCUCCGAGAAAAGCUGGCCGACUACAAGAAGCAGAUGCAGCAGGUCCACAAAGAUAUCUCCAGCAUGAAAGAGGACGAGAGGCUCUUGAGACAGAAGCUGUCAGACGUGGAAAGGCUGAAGAAGCAGCUUCAGUCAGACCUCACAAACAGAGACAGAACGAUCCAACAACUCAAGGCAGAGCAGCCCGCAGAGAGCAAGUAUGCCGAGACACUGCGGCUGUACCGUGAGGCUCGUCAAGAGCUGGAGGCCAAACAGCGGCUGGUGGACGAUAUGCGCUCGGCUCUCGCCGAGCAGGAGGAGACGCAGGAGCAGAUGGAGCGCAUGCUGGAUGACAAACUCCACCUUAUCCAGGAGCUCAAUAACGAGGUGGACAAAGUGAAGGAGAUGUUGAGAAAACAAAACGCCGGCCACGCGAGCCAAUGCGCCGAGGCCUUGUCACGUGACCUGCAGCUGGCCAAAGAGGAAGCCAUGAGCGCUCACCAGAACAUGACGCUGUUUGAGGAGAAGCACCUGACGGAACGUCAAAAGUGGCGGGAGGAGAAGAUGGCGCUGAUUGGUCAAAUCAAGGAGGCGGAGGACAAGCGCAACCAGGAAAUGAAGAAGUUUGCGGAGGACCGAGAGCGCUACCUGGCCCGGCAGGCCGAGCUGGAGGCGGAUCUGCAUUCCAAAGAGCAAAUGAUGGUGAACUGGAGGCAGGAGAGAGACACGCUGGUCGCCGCCUUGGAGGUCCAACUUCACAAGCUUCUCGCCAGCCAGGCUGACAAAGACAAAAUCAUCCAGCAGCUUCGUGACAACAGCGAGCGGUCGCCGCCAGAGGCUGGCGGCGGCGUGGCGGAGACGGAAAGUCACACGACAUCGCUCAAAGAGGACGGCGAGCUUGCGGGUGGCCGACGGGACGACGCUGACACUAAGGGCUCGUCGGGAUGCCCGUCCGUGCUGGAAUCGUCGGAGAUCUCCACGGAGAACGGGCGCUCCAGCCGCUUCCCGCAGCCCGAGAUGGAGAUUUCCUUCAGCCCGCUGCAGCCUAACCGCAUGGCGCUGCGGCGCCAGGGCGACCCGAGCGCCAUUACCGUCAAGAUCACACGUUCGAACCGCAAGAGGAAGAGCGCCGACAUGGACAAGUGUCACAUUUUUAGACGCAGCAAACGUCCGACAAAUCAACCCCAGGAUGAAGUGGAGGCAGAGAAUCGAAGAAACGCUAAAGUGACGCCGACACUGAGCGAGCACCAAGAGGAGCAGUCUCGUUCGUUGGCGCCCUCCGGCUCCCGCAUGGCCCGCACUCGGAAAGACGCAACGCUGCAGAAGAUCGGCGAUUUCUUGCAAAGUUCGCCCACUCUCAUCGGGUCCAAAGCCAAGAAGAUGAUGGGCCUGGUGAGCGCCUCGUCGUCCUCGUCCUCCAUUGGCCUGAGAAGCAAGAAGAGCAAAAGGAAGUUGUUCAGCGCCGACAUCUCCUCCCCCAUGGCCGUCCCCGCGCACCCGAUGGUCGGUACCAGCCUGGUGACCCAGGACAAACAAAGCGAUCAUCUCAUCAUCAAAAGACGACUUCGUUCCAGAAUUGGCAACUAACACACACACACACGUUUGUAUGCUUGUUCAUGUUCUGUUGGAUGAUUGCGUCAAGGCACCAUAAUGCCGUUGUUUGCGCUUGACCAAGUUGCGCGUCAUGUUGUCGGUCUCGCCUCGCUAGCCACCCUGGAGGAGCGCGGCGACGUUCGUAGCGCCGUCUUGCAGUCUUCCAUGCUAAGCCAGGCUAAGCUAACGUCGCACGAGAGGAACUUCGCGGAAGUCGUUUCCGAUUUGAUCGCUGUCCGACCGUUGACGCUAACGCGCCCGUUCACUUUAUUUCAUUGUCGAUGUGCAAUUUGACUCGUCGUUUGAGCGCGAAACGAUGCUAACUCAUUAGCGGUUUUGGUUUUCAUGGCAUCGCUGAAUGGUUGUGCACUUUAAACACGUCCGGUUUGUUUUUGACGAACGCUUGUUUUGAGGAUUAAAAUGUUCGAUUAAAAUUCACCACUUGGCUCCUCCUUUGACUCCCCUAAUG